UAAAGUCUUAAGUAAUCCUGUUUGUGGUGUACCGAUUCAAAUGAACCCUGUUCUUUUAUUAAACUGAUAAUGUUAUAAAGUUCAUUAGUCGUGAUCGUAUUUCAACGCUUUAUCCAAAUAUAUUCUAAGAGAAUGUCAAUUCUCAAUGGUCUAUACAUAAAAAAGGGUAUAUGUAUAUUUCAUUUGAAUGGUAUCAUCACUAAGCUUUGCGAACCAUUUUUGUAUAGAUCAAAGAGAUGGGUUUCCACGACCCUUCGUUAAACUCAAUCAUCCUUUGCUUCGCCGCCGUAACGUCUCUCUUGACUUUCUCCGUUAUCUUCAUCUUUCUAUUUAUGUGUGUGCUCAAAAGCCGUGGGUUUGUGGAUGUAUUACCGGAAACAGAAGACGACCACCACCACCGCAGAAGAGAACCACCGGGCCAAGGGCUUAGCGCUUCCGUGAUUGCCGCCUUUCCGACCUUUUCUUACAAACCUGACAAUAAUGAUCCGGAGAGCACCAAUCAAGAGAUAGAAUGUCCGGUUUGCUUAGGAUUAAUCCCCAAGAAUGUUGUGAUUAAGGUUUUACCAAAUUGUAUGCACAUGUUUGAUGAGGAAUGUAUAGGUAGGUGGCUUGAAACGCAUACAACUUGUCCUGUGUGUCGUAGAAUGGCUGAGCCCAUGUCUAGCACUGGGGACAAGGUCUUAGAAAGCAUAGUAUAGUCGAUGGUUAAUUAUAUAUGUUAAAUAUUUAUGUAUAAUUUAUUUUUGUUAAAUGUAAUAUAUAUGAUUGAUUUAGUAAAAUAUAUAUAUAUACAAAUGAUAUAACUCAACAUGUUCAGCUUUUAGUCAUACUAAUUGACUUAUAUAUAUAAAUG
Messenger RNA from Raphanus sativus (radish), 853 nucleotides. Its product is annotated as RING-H2 finger protein ATL39. The transcript has a single exon. The coding region runs from base 237 to 698 and encodes 153 amino acids. NCBI's taxonomy places the organism in Eukaryota, Viridiplantae, Streptophyta, Magnoliopsida, Brassicales, Brassicaceae. The record is from RefSeq and is a predicted model, not a curated record.